UUCAACUCAUUACACAGGAAGCAAAGUUGCCGUUUUAAUUAAAGAUAUUCAGUGAAAACCCGCCCCAAAGCCUUAACUCAGUGAAUCGUGGUUGGCUUCUUUUUUUCGACACACUCAUUCCCGCCUCUGCGACCCUCCCAAACAAACAACGAAGUACUACGAAAACAAAAUCUAAGACAAGUAAAACUGAACCUUUUUGCAUCUCGAUAAGUUCUCUUAUCCUUUAUCAAAAAAUUACCUUAAAGCUCUUUUGUUUCUGAGUGGGACCUUUCAGUUCAUUUCGUGAAAGUGGAGACAGCCUGGCAAGUUAGUUGACCGCGAGCAUUCGCGCGGGUGGCCGUGUUUGGGGAAAGGUGUCGCUUGUCGCUCAAAUUUACGGAAAACUUUUACGUAAGUGUAAUCUGAAGGUGAAAGUGAUAAUUUUUGAUUUUGCGAAGUGAAUAUUGAGUGUGUGCUUGUUUUGAAGGCCCCAGACCCGAUGCUGUCGUGACCUCAACCACCAUGCACCAAUGCUCGCUCUUCAUACUCACGCUCCUCUGUGUUUCAGUCAAAGAUAUAUCAGGAAGCUGGGAGGAAUGGUGGACGUACGAUGGAAUUUCUGGUCCCGGCUUCUGGGGUCUGAUCAACCCGCAGUGGAGCAUGUGCAACAAGGGCCGGCGGCAGAGCCCCGUCAAUAUAGAACCAGAUAAGCUCCUCUUCGACCCCUGGCUGAGGGAUAUACAAUUCGACAAACAUAAGGUCAGCGGGGUCCUCCAAAACACUGGCCAGUCCCUCGUGUUCCGAGUGGAGAAGGACUCAAAACAUCAGGUCAACAUUAGCGGAGGGCCGCUCUCCUACCGCUACCAGUUCGAGGAAAUAUACUUCCACUAUGGACUGGAGGAUAACCGGGGCUCGGAGCACCAAAUUGACCACCAUACAUUUCCUGGAGAGAUCCAGCUAUACGGCUUCAACAAGGAGUUGUACCACAACAUGUCCGAGGCGCAACACAAGUCGCAGGGCAUCGUGGGCAUCUCGCUCAUGGUUCAAAUCGGUGAACCGACUAAUAAAGAGCUCAGGUUAAUAACUAGUGCUUUCAACAGAGUCAAUUACAGAGGUAGCUCGGUUUCUAUCAAGCAUCUGCCGCUAAGCUCGUUGCUUCCCAACACUCAGCAGUAUCUCACCUACGAGGGGUCGACUACGCACCCCGGCUGCUGGGAGACCGCUGUGUGGAUCAUCUUUAACAAGCCCAUUUAUAUCUCCAAGCAAGAGAUGUACGCCCUCCGUCGCCUGAUGCAAGGCUCGGACAUAUCUCCAAAAGCUCCACUAGGGAAUAAUGCACGUCCCACUCAGCCACUGCACCACCGCACCGUCCGGACUAACAUCAACUUCAACAAGCAAGGCUCUCAGAUCAACAGCAACUGUCCCGACAUGUACCGGAAUAUGCAUUAUACAGCAACUCAAUGGCCUCGUGAACACAACCUUCGGUACAGGAGCGCGGAAGACCUAGCCAUGCUGCAGCCCAAUUAGAUCUUUACAUCGUUCUGAUAAAGUCCAUAUUUAGUUGAACCAAAUGUGACGUUCUUGUAAAUGAUACCAUGUUGUUGGUUACCUAUCAAA
Messenger RNA from Cydia fagiglandana, 1596 nucleotides. RefSeq names its product carbonic anhydrase-related protein 10 (gene CARPA). The transcript has 11 exons. The coding region runs from base 502 to 1506 and encodes 334 amino acids. The record is from RefSeq and is a predicted model, not a curated record. Lineage: Eukaryota; Metazoa; Arthropoda; Insecta; Lepidoptera; Tortricidae. Gene Ontology annotation, molecular function: carbonate dehydratase activity; zinc ion binding.